UAUCUAUUGACGGUCACACUCAUUGUUAUGUUUUCGGCGGGACAAUUGCAUUUUCUGGCGUUCAUCGAAUAUAUUGAACCAAAACAGAAAGAUGGUGCCUGACGUCCAGCAACCGCAAAAGGAGCGGCGAUUCUGCGCCCUGGGGAAUCACAGGCUAAGGCCGCCUAUUCGGGAACUGAAGAAUGAGUAUUUGGUGCGUUUCGCCAAUAUAAUAAAUAGCGAAAUCCGGAUAGGACAACUCAUCUGCGGCAAGUGCUUAACCAGUCUGUUGCGACUCUACAAGGAGAAGAACGAAAAUGCCAAAAAACACAAACUCUUAAAAGAGGGCAACAGCGUUUCGGAUGCGAGCUGUAGUCAGCCAGCUGAUUCCUCAUCGGAUCCUAACGCCCUAAUGCCAAGGCCGGCAAGGGUCUUGCCUCCCCUGAGUGAAAGUUCCGAGUGGUCUGUCACAACCACAGUAAGUGAUAAAACUGGCCAGGGAAGUCAAGAAGUUAGUGGGAUUCUUCACACCUCGAGUAGCUCAACAACUGUCAGACCAACUGCAAAUAAUGAAGAUGUUCAGGAAGAUGAGGAGCCUGGUGGAAGCCAAACUAGCUCGAGAAACUGUUCGAGUGUCAGACCAACUGUUAAUAUUGUGUCAAUACAGCAAAUUCGGCAACCUAGUGGAAUCCAACACAACUUUAGUCAAUCUUCGGAUGACAGACCAACUACCAGUGCUGCGGCAGCUAAGAAGAGACAACGUUCGGAGAGAGACGAUGAGGCGGGACCGCGUCCUCAAAGACCACGACCUGCCUUGAUUAAUCCUGAUACUGACGACUACGAUCCCAACUCCAAUCUUAGUCUGAACGCCGUGAAUGGCACACGGUUGCCACACAUCCAACCCAUCCCGAAGAGGCGCCCGGUUACGCAUCUUAACAAGGAGGCAAUGGACAUUUACUUGGCAGGAACCACUGGUGGUUAAUCAACUUAUAUCACUAAUUGUUAAACGUUAAUUGUAGGCUAUGUAUUUUUUGUACUCCUUGUGGAUCUUAAUAGGGGUCCAUGGAUAUUGUGCUCUUGCCGCGGACCCUCAUUCUAGUUUGUAAUAAGCCUUGACUAGUAGUAAGACGUGAAAUGAUGGAUUGUAUCUUAUAUGUUCUUUAUGUCAUUACUAAUAUAAUAAUUUGUGUAUGAUUAAUAAACAUGGAAAUUAAAGAUA
Drosophila eugracilis is the source of this 1198-nucleotide messenger RNA. RefSeq lists its product as uncharacterized. The record is from RefSeq and is a predicted model, not a curated record. The transcript has 2 exons. NCBI's taxonomy places the organism in Eukaryota, Metazoa, Arthropoda, Insecta, Diptera, Drosophilidae. The coding region runs from base 92 to 961 and encodes 289 amino acids.